AUCAAUGAAGCGAGUUGACAAUCAUGAAGUUUUGAUGUCCAAAUUUAGUAGAUACAGAACAUACUAGUGAUUUCUUCUCAUCUAUCAUAAACUUGAUUCCAUACAGAGUUAUCUUGUACGUAUUAUUGUUAUUGAUGAGAGUUGACAAAUAUCACGUGAAUAUAUACUAGUCAAGGUGUGCAUGGCUUAAAUUAAAAAAAGAUUUAAAAUAAUUAGCACGUUAUGAAUUUGGUGAAUAUAUAAUUUAGCUAUGUUAUAAAUACAGGAUGAUUAGAAACUUUGAUUAUAGAUUAGCAAAAAUGAAGAAGUUUACCUUACUAAUUUUGAACAUAAUUAUGUUUUCAAUAGGCAACUGUGGUGGCCCUUUGAUCUCUCGUUUGUACUUCAUCCAUGGAGGUCAAAGAAUUUGGCUCUCCAGUUGGUUACAAACAAUUGCUUGUCCCUUAAUCCUCAUCCCUUUAUCCAUCUCCUAUUUUCACCGCCGGAAAAUCGAAUCUCCGGCGACCGCCAGAAUCUUCUCCUUAACUCGUCGAGAAAUCAUCGGAUCUACCGGCGUCGGAAUCAUCGCCGGUCUCGACGGUUACUUUAUCUCAUGGGGACCUGCAAAAUUACCCGUUUCAACUUCAUCUCUCAUCAACGCAACUCAACUAGCGUUCACCGCACUCUUCGCUGUACUUUUAGUAAAGCAAAAAUUGACUGUGUAUUCGAAGUUAUCUGUUUUUCUGUUAAUCGCCGGAGCUGCAACUUUAGCACUCCGUGGGAAGGGCGAUCGGCCGGCCGGUGUUUCUGUUAAGGAGUAUGUGAUUGGGUUUGUGAUGACGGUUAUGGGUGCGGUUUGUUUUGGGCUUAUGGUAUCGCUUAUUGAGUUGAUUUACAUAAAGGCAAAAAAUGCUAUUAGUUAUACUAUGGUGUUGGAGAUUCAGCUGAUUAUUGGUGUUUCUGCUACUGUUUUUUGCACCAUUGGAAUGAUAAUUAACAACGAUUUCCAGGCAAUUCCAAAGGAAGCAAGUGAAUAUGAGAUUGGAGAAGCUAAGUAUUAUUUGGUACUUGUAUGGUGUGCCAUUAUUUGGCAGUUAGCAUUGAUGGGAUUAGUUGGAGUGAUAUUUUAUUCUUCAUCUUUACUUUCUGGAAUUAUAGGUGCUUUUUUACUUCCUGUUACUGAGAUUUUAGCUAUAGUUUUAUUUCAUGAAAAAUUUCAAGUUGAAAAGGGAGUUGCUAUUUUCCUAGCUCUAUGUGGAUUUGUUUCAUAUUUCUAUGGUGAAAUUGAGCAGAGCAAGAAGGAGAAACAGGAUAAUUUCAUAAAUGAUCACUUGGAUUAUAUUGUAUUGCAUCAAAAUAACUAAAGUAUUUUUGUAAUAAAGUCUAUAUAUACAUGA
Molecule: messenger RNA, 1376 nt
Organism: Solanum tuberosum (potato)
Lineage: Eukaryota; Viridiplantae; Streptophyta; Magnoliopsida; Solanales; Solanaceae
Product: purine permease 3-like
Exons: 2
Coding region: 267-1343 (358 amino acids)
Cellular component (GO): membrane
Molecular function (GO): purine nucleoside transmembrane transporter activity
Source: RefSeq, a predicted model, not a curated record